Messenger RNA from Triticum aestivum (bread wheat), 1383 nucleotides. RefSeq names its product protein STAY-GREEN LIKE, chloroplastic. NCBI's taxonomy places the organism in Eukaryota, Viridiplantae, Streptophyta, Magnoliopsida, Poales, Poaceae. The record is from RefSeq and is a predicted model, not a curated record. Bases 16 to 1098 code for a protein of 360 amino acids. The transcript is spliced from 3 exons.
GGUGUUGCGUUAUCCAUGCAUGUGCAAGGCAGCGAAUGGGAGCGCGCCACGUGUGAUCCCUUGGCGUGGAGCCCGCCGCUGCGUCGUCCACAGCCAUGGAAAAAUACUAGGGGCAAGCGGCAGCCAUGGAUUGCUGCCCACCCAAUCCACCUCUCUCUCUCUCUCGUGCAGCUCAGGCAGCAGCCACGUACAUCCCUCUCUCUCACUUCUUGUGCCAAGCACGCGGCACCACCAGCCACCGGAGGAGGAGGAGAAGGAGUUUGGGCGGGCGGCCGGUCGGAGCAGCAGCGGGAGGAGGCGGCUGCAGGAUGCCACGGCGAGCAGGGGCUUGUUGUUGAUGCGAGAUUCCCAAUGGCGUCGCGCAGCGCCGCGCUCUGCUUCUCCGCCGCCGUCACCAGCACCACGGCCACCGGCGGCGGCGGCAGGGGCAGGAGCCGGAGGCGCUUCUUGGUCGUCUGCUGCGACGGCGGCCGGAGAUCCGACCUGCUCUCUUCCUCCCUCGCGGCCAAGGUGCUGGGCGCGCCGACGACCUUCGACGCGGCGAAGCUGACGGUGCAGUACGCCGGCGCCGGUGAGGCGUUCCCGAGGGCCUACACGCUGAGCCACUGCGACUUCACCGCGAACCUGACGCUGGCGGUGUCGGAGACCAUCACGAGCGAGCAGCUGCGGCGGUGGGGGUGGCGGCGCGACGACGUCUUCGCCGAGUGGAAGGAGAUGACCUGCACCGGCGGGCCGGGCGGAGGGGAGAUGACGCUGCACCUGCACUGCCACGUCAGCGGGCCGAACCCGCUGCAGGAGCUGGCCGCUGGGUUCCGCUACUACGUCUUCUCCAAGGAGCUGCCGCUGGUGCUCAAGGCCGUGGUGCACGGCGACGCCGCCCUCUUCGCCGCCCGGCCCGAGCUCAUGGACGCCAGGGUGUGGGUGCACUUCCACUCCUCCUCCCGCAAGUACAACCGCAUCGAGUGCUGGGGCGCCCUCCGCGAGGCCACCAAGAGGAGUCUGCUGGACGGGGGGCUCGUCGACGAGCUCCAGAGCGAGAUCACCGAGAGACGAAGGACAUGGAACAUAUUCAACACCCUCGUCUCGUUUCUGCUAUGAUCGGGUCUCCGAUCCGGUAAUGCGGUCCGGGUAACAUUGAGAAAGAUUUGAGAGAUAGGGCGCGAAAGAGAGAAAGAAAGAAUCAUGCUUUCAUUUCAUUCUUUUGCUCUGUCUGGUCAUUCUUUGCAUUGCCUUGGCAAGAGAGGAGGAACUCUAGACACCAUUCUUCAAUUCUUGAGAUGUACAUUACCAACCAAAGUGUUCACCUUGUUAAGCAAGCAUUUCACCCCCUGUUUAUCUAAUGUUUACGACAUUUGCUGAUUUGAUUUUGAUUAUUGUUCUUCA